Molecule: messenger RNA, 7453 nt
Organism: Dama dama (fallow deer)
Lineage: Eukaryota; Metazoa; Chordata; Mammalia; Artiodactyla; Cervidae
Gene: SQOR
Product: sulfide quinone oxidoreductase
Exons: 10
Coding region: 157-1509 (450 amino acids)
Cellular component (GO): mitochondrion
Molecular function (GO): FAD binding; sulfide:quinone oxidoreductase activity
Source: RefSeq, a predicted model, not a curated record
GUCGGGGGGAGGCUCGCUCUCCCCGCCUCCAGCCUCCGCCCGGGGGCCGGACGGGCCCCAGCAGAGGCCGCGAGCCCUCGCUGGGAGCGGCAGCUUUUGCUGCGCCAACGCUGUGGCCGGAGGCUCCGCGCACCUCUGGCCUGAUCCAGCCUGAAGAUGACCUCCCUGGCCUCUGUGGUGUCUAGCUCCCGUGCCCGGCUCUUCGCCUGCUUCCUCAGGCUGGGCUCUCAGCAGGCCAGCCCCCUGCAGCUGCACACGGGGGCCAGCCUCGCAGCCAAGAGCCACUAUGAGGUGCUGGUGCUGGGUGGGGGCAGUGGUGGGAUCACCAUGGCCGCCCGCAUGAAGAGGAAAGUGGGCGCAGAGAACGUGGCCAUCGUUGAGCCCAGCGAGACACAUUUCUACCAGCCCAUCUGGACCCUGGUGGGUGCUGGUGCCAAACCAUUAUCCUCAUCUGGCCGUCCCACAGCAAAUGUGAUUCCAUCUGGUGUGGAGUGGAUCAAAGCUAGGGUGGUUGAUCUGGAUCCAGACAAGAACUGCAUCCACACAGAUGAUGACAAGAAGAUCUCCUACAAGUAUCUUAUCAUUGCUCUUGGACUCCAGCUGGACUAUGAGAAGAUCAAAGGCCUCCCUGAAGGUUUUGCCCAUCCCAAAAUAGGGUCCAAUUACUCAGUGAGGACGGUGGAGAAGACAUGGAAAGCUCUGCAGGACUUCAAGGAGGGCAACGCCAUCUUUACCUUCCCUAACACUCCAGUGAAGUGCGCUGGGGCCCCGCAGAAGAUCAUGUACUUAUCAGAAGCCUAUUUCAGGAAGACUGGAAAGCGACCCAAGGCCAAUAUCAUUUUCAACACUUCUCUUGGAGCCAUUUUUGGGGUCAAGAAGUACGCAGAUGCCCUACAGAAGAUUAUCCAGGAGAGGACCAUUACAGUUAACUACAAGCAAAAUCUCAUUGAAGUCCGAGCUGAUAAGCAAGAGGCUGUUUUUGAGAAUCUGGACAAACCUGGAGAGACCCAAGUGAUUUCAUAUGAAAUGCUUCACGUUACACCACCCAUGAGCCCACCAGAUGUUCUCAAGACGAGUCCUGUGGCUGAUGCUGCCGGCUGGGUGGACGUGGACAGAGACACUCUGCAGCACAAGCGGUACCCAAAUGUGUUUGGGAUCGGGGACUGUACCAACCUGCCGACAUCAAAGACUGCUGCUGCCGUAGCUGCCCAGUCAGGAGUACUUGACAGAACAAUUUCCCUGAUUAUGAAGAAUCAAACACCAGUGAAGAAGUAUGAUGGCUACACGUCGUGUCCGCUGGUCACUGGCUACAACCGUGUGAUUCUCGCGGAGUUUAACUACAACGCUGAGCCCCUGGAGACCUUCCCUUUUGACCAGAGCAAAGAGAGACUUUCCAUGUACCUCAUGAAGGCUGACAUGAUGCCGUUCCUGUAUUGGAAUUUGAUGCUGAGGGGCUACUGGGGAGGACCAGCCUUUCUGCGGAAGUUGUUCCAUCUGGGUAAGAGCUAAGGAUGGCCCAGCCCUUGCUCUCCCUGGACGGCUUCUGGACCAGAAUCACAGCCAUGGAUUGACCAAAAGCAGAAUGAAGAACUCAGAACCCAACCCCAUAAAGAAUUUACUGCUGGAUGACAGUGACCAAAUGCCUCCCUUCUCAGUCCCUCCGGGCAGCUCCCACGCAGGCUGCUCAGGGCAAGAUUAUUUGGAAACAUUCAAAUGAAAAAAUAGACUUCUAUUUUUUAAAUAAAAGCUCCCACCGAUUGAGAUUCUAUGAGAAAAUUGGAUCUUGACUAGUGGUCUGAAAAGUUAUAGCUGUAGGGAGGAAAAGAUGGUGGUGGUGGGAUAGUUCACUUGUUACCUACUUUGACUUUUCGACUGAAAGCUGGCAUAAUUUCACCAGAGCCUGUCUGGAUUUCUAGAAACAAGAGUUAUUUCCAGGGAGAGUGUUAUUUGAAACAGUGCCUGUGAAGGCUGUGGCUAGAGCUGGUGCUGUGGCGGCUCAGGGGACUGGCCGCUGCCCCUCUGUUCCUCCGCUCUGUUCAUGCUGAGGCCACGUUCUCCCAGCCUGUGACUGACGCAGGGAGCACUCACGUUGGCCUGUUCCUACAGGACGCAUAAGUCCUCUACCGGCAACUUGGGCUCCAGAAUUUCCCAUCAGUCUGGCCAGAGCAUCAGGCCAGACUUAGAAGUGCAUCAGGCCUGAGGUGGCUCUUUCUCGUCCCUCCUUCCUUCCUCCCCCUCUUCUUCUCCCUUCCUCUUACAGGUGUCCCUCUCACAUCAUGGUCUGAAAGCCCUCCCUUGCCUUCUCCUGUUCCUUCUCCUUUAGCCUUGACAGACAUUUCCUCCACUAAAUCUCUUGCGAAUCCAAUUCUCUCAUGGCCCCUGCUUUGCAGAGAAUGUACACUUAGUGAGGGUGGGGUUGAUUCAGUACCAGUUUUGGCCAAGAAAAUUUUGAAUGAGAUCAUGUUGGAAACACUGCAGGAAGUAGUUUCAGUGGACUUGAAGUUCAGCAGCAGCUUCAAAAUCAUUUUUUCUCCAUUUAGUUUAUUUGGAAGCUUACAGUUUCAGGUUUCAGUUCAACCUGGUAUUUGAAAGCUUUGCAUGUUUCAUAUUUAUUUAUAAAUUCCACUAAAGGGCAGUGCAUAACUGUUUAUGCAAUAGAGUUCAAACCUAAACUGUUACCCAGUUUGAGGAACAGUGUUACUUAGGGUUGCUAAGUCUCUCUCGUUUCCUGAAGUUCCUGGAUGGCUUUAGAAGCUCUGCUCAGGCAUUUGUUCAUUAAUUUAGCAAAGAUUUACUGAGCUCCUAUGAGCUGCCAAACACUGCCUUGGCCCUGGAGAUGCAGUCGUGAUCCAGACAGAUAAGGGCCCUGCUACAGCCUCGUGGUUCCUGUGACAGUCGCCUCUCCUUUCCCUGGGAUGCUGGGAAGCUUGCUCAAAAAGGCCUUGGUUUGAUUUGGAAAGUAGAUUUUCUUCAGUAGCACAUGUUUCUGAGGAGGAAAGGGAGUACUGUCCUUGCAACAGACUUCUCAUUUGGCAAUAGAAGUGGGAGAUGUUUUCUGGAUGACCACACUCUGGUUUGUCUGGGGUUUUCUUUCUGGCAUAGCUUUAAUAGCACCGCUCCUCCCACCCCUGCCCCAGUAUUCACUAUCCAAAUGCCCCGUUUGAACAAUAGAUUUUAUUGACCACUGUAGUGAUUGCACUCAACCCUCCCACCCUCACCCGGGGUCUAGAGUAAGAGAGCAGUGCUACAGUAGGAGGCGCUGUUUCUCAUCUGUGCUGCUGGAGGACGGCAGAGGUGGGGGUUUCCUGUCCUGCUCUGAGUCCCCGGGCCUUUACAGAGCUCCUGCCGGAGCCGGCUGCAGCCUGGCUCCUGGUGGGCAGCUGAGUCAGGGAGAGCUGGGGGCUGUUCACCCAAAAUGAUCUUUCUCUGAAAGGUCCACACAGUCCUGGGAGUAACGUCCCUAAAUGUGGACACAAAUGCAUUUUCAAAGAGUGAAACUGUGUUUCUGGGAAUGGCUGAGGCUUCAGGGUGAGUCACUUUGAAAUCCCUCACAGGGUGAGCUGGAGUCUCCUGUGUCUGUUUAUGAUUGUGUAUUCUGAAUAAACCUCCAAACAUCAGGAAGUUGCUUCAGUUCACAUUAUGCUGAGCAGAAUUGACUGCCAAGGCUGGGGGGUACAGUAACCACUACUGACCAGUACAUUGGUCUCUAGCUUUCAUUCCUCUGAUUUGGGAAAGAUCAGAAAUGUGCUGAAUUCCAGAAAAGUUUGACUUCUGAAACCAUAUCUUCUUAACCACAAAUGUGGGCUUGCUCAAGGGAGAGGCCCUGUUCUGGGACUGCCUUCAGUUUUCCCAGUCAGCAGCAGUAAAUGGGGAGGGGUAAGGCCAGGGUAGCUGGUGGUUUCUCCAAAGGUGGUGCUUGGGGUGGGUGAGGUUGCAGGUCCCAUCCUGCUGAUGCCUCCAGAGUCCAGAAGUGACACAGGGCUGGGAAAUCCCUUCUUGGGUUGCCCCUCACCCUUGCCGCCACCCUUUGCCCCAGAGCUUCUUCCCUUUCGAUUUUUGCCCUGGUGUCAGCCCCUGGGUGAGCUGAGGGUACAGUGAAGACAGAGCUGGAUGGCAGCUUAGGGACUGCCGAGCUCCAGGGAGGGAAGUGAGACUGAAGUCAGAACUCAGGGUUUCAGAUUUGGUAGAUUCUUUUUUUUGGUAUGAAAGACACUUUUAGUGUUUUUUCCUCUUAUUUCUAAAUUUUGUAGACGAAUUCAGAGAAUGGAGAUCAAUAAAAGGAAUAGAAAUCACUUCAAAUCCAUGACCCAGUUGUAACAACUAAUAGCAUCUUGGUGUCUUUUUCUCUAGUGUCCUAAUAAUUGUUGUUACUUAUAAAGUUCCUGAAAACAAGUAGGAUCAUACUGUAAGGACUGUUUUGUGACCUGUGUUUUACACUUAAUAUGUGUUGAAGACCCAGUGGUUGGUUGUAGGGAGGAGGAGAUUGGUGAGUAAGUUACUCAAGGUGCACAGAUCAUUUAUCCUGGCUGAGAAAACAGAAUUAAUUAAUGUAACAAAUAUAUGUAAAUGUAUAAUUCUCCAACAAUCCUGAAGGCAGAAUUAUCAAAGACAUGGAAUAUUGUUCUUUUGAGGAGGGUGACUUUGAAAUAUAACAUUUAAGAGUGGGUCCUCUGAUUGUUUGCAUGCACAGGAUAACUCCAAUCUGAUUUUAAAGCAAAAGUCCCCCUUUAUGUCCUAAGACCACAGAUAAAGCUUUCAUUUCAGAUAAGCUCAUUGUGAUCAUUUCAGGGAGGGAAGGAUCAAGAGCAAUGGUUUGGAUGAGAUAAGACUUUCUGAAAAGAUGAGUGAAAACCAGAUCUCUCUGGGUAGGUUCACUGCUAAGUAGUUAAGGAGAUUGCUUGUCUUUAUGCUGGAGAAAGUCAAGGUCAAUACUUUGCAAGAAGCAGGUAGAAAGGUCACAAGACACAGCUGAGAAAGAUGGAUGGUGACAUAUGGAACAGUUUUCUCCCCCAAUAUUGAUUUUUGAAAAAUAACUUCCCUGGAGGAGUGCAUGCUAUGAACAACCCUAAAUGAAGUUAAAACUUUCCAUGUUUGCAUGCAGUAAAACUCCUGUAAUUGCAUCCCUCAGGUACCGUUUGGGGCCACACCCAGGCCCACAGAAGUGCAGACAGGCAGGAACUCUGGUGCUGUUCUGGCACAAACUGGGUUCGGAUCUCUUGAGGCACAGCCGGAUGGAACACAGGAUUUGCAGCCACAGACCGGGAUUUGGGUCUUGGCUUUCCCACUGACUGCUGAUAACAUGCCUCUCGCAUGUUUUAAUCACCACUUUGUCACCUGUAGAGUGGGUUAACCAUCCCUACUUCACAGAGCUAACGCAAGCAUUAAAUGAGUUGAGGUAUAGCUUUUGGCAUGUAGACUGUAGCUAUGAUUGUUGUCAUUGGCUCUAGUAGUUAAAUGAAGUGCUCAGAAUACAGCUUCCCCUUAGACUAGAAAUACCUGCCUGUCUGGGAGAAAUGGGGUCAUGACAGGGCUCUCCAACAUCCUUAUUCUAGCAAGAAAGAUGGAUUCUGUCACUUGUUACCACCACAGCUCUGUGCCUCGUUUUGACAGACUUUCAGAGUUGGGAAAUUAUCAGCAUUAUCAAUUAGCCCAUGUGGGGUAGUGGGUAAGAAUACGUGUUUUGGAUCCAAGACUGUCUGGGUUUGAAUCCCUGAUCUGCCUCCCAUUGGCUAUGUGACCCAGGGAAAGUCACAGACUCUCUAGGCCCCUGGUUAGUUUGGAUCACAGAAGGCCCUGUUUUCAGUCUCAGUCUCAGUCAAUUCCUCUCUCCAGGUAUAUAAAUAUAUAUGGUAGAUAUAUAUUCUUUGUUAUAGGGUUUCACUGACUGCAAGAAUUCAUUAUCAGCUACUUCCACAAGUAUUUGGGGGGCAUCUAAUAUACUCAAGGCCCCUGGGGAUUCAGAAAUCCAAGCCCUUAUCCUGUGUGAGCUCUGUUUGAUUCUUUCCAUGAAGCGUCAAGCUAGAGGUCCCAUCUGUAUAUGGUCAUAGCAUUCAAACUGUGCCAUCUUACACCAGGCAUUCAGGAAAAGUACCGAGAAGAAGGUAAAGUUUGAGUUGAGUCCCUGUAUUAACUAGGUCUCAUUUGGUUCCAAGUGACACAAAUCGAAGUCAAAUAAGCCUAAAAGAAAAAGGGGGACUUACUGGCUCAUGUAACUGGGAAACUCGGGUGUAGACUUCAGGCUUGACUAGAUCUAGGCAUCAUAAGGUAAUCAAGGUGCUCUCUUUUCAUCUCAAUUCUCUUCCCCUCCAAGUCACUCUCUGUGACCGAUAUGCUUUCUCACUGUGGCCAGGGAGGAGGGCGACAUGCAUGUCCUCCUGGCUUGGCCUCCCUAGUGGAACAAAGAACAGGGCUUUGCAAAUGUCAAUAGCUCAGUUCUGGGGGCGGAUUAUGAUUAUGUGCUUAGUCGCUCAGUCGUGUCCUACUCUUUGCGAUCCUUUGGACUGUAGCCCGCCAGGCUCCUCUGUCCAUGGGAUUUUUCAGGCAAGAAUACUGGGGUGGGUUGCCAUGUCCCCCUCCAGGGGAUCUUCCUCACCUAGGGAUUGAUCCUGUGGCUCCUGCAUUGCAGGCAGAUUCUUUACCCGCUGAGCCAUUGGGGAAGCCCAUAAUUAUGAUCACCAGUCAGUAAACAAGUGUUUCCCCUAUCUGAACGAGGGCUCUUUUGUUCGGUGCUGUAUUAUCAGUACCUAGAACACUAUGACCCAGAACAGCACAUACUAAGUUCUCAGUAAGUAUUUGUUAACUGAACGAACCAACUAAAUUUUGGCCAUGUGCCUACUUCAUAUGUAGGGAUGUGGGGUUUGCUACUUAAAGAAGGAGCCUGACGGACAAAUGUUCUGAGUACCCUAGUCCAUGAUCACCUCUAAGGUCCUGAGGCAUGAGGAAGACGUGGCCAGGAGCAGAGGAGUAGAAACUUCCAGGCAUGGGGAACAGUACAGGGAUGUGGGUGGGGGGCUGUGGGAAUAUGGGUAAUUUGGUUUGGGUAGGAAGAAUAUUGGACAGCAGGAAGAAGACAGGGUGGAAAAUGGGAUUCUGGGGUACCUUGGGUUGGGAUCUCUGAUGUUGCUUUUUGUUCCUCCGGCCCACCAUUUGCAUUCUGCAUCCUGCUCUCUGCCCUGGGAGGCUGCCCAGCGCAGGCAGUGUGAAUGAGCUUCCCUGCUGUCUGGUUUCUGGUUGGGUUUGGCCAGUGGGGGUUGGUAGGUGGUGGGAGUGAGAGAUGAAGAAGGAGUGAGGUCGGGGCACUAACUCCUCUGACUCUCUCCUGGCGGGUCUGUGUCGGCCCUAUGAUAGGAACAGAAAUUGAGAGAGUUUAUAAACUUUUAUAGCAAUUUGACAGAGAUAUUUUAUAUCUGUUACCUGUUGAAUCUAAUAAUAAAAAAUUGGGGCUUGUAUUUUA